CCCUGGUUCUGGUUCCAGUUCCAGAUAUUUCUGCAGGGCUCCUGGAGAACUCCAGUUCCUUGGUUUGAGUUUCCCCAGAUGGCCUUGCUCUUUGGGUCCAAUCCCAAGGCGAAAUCCAGUUCCAGGCUUUCUGCUCUCCACCACUGCCCCCAGCUCCUUGGCUCCAUUCCCAGUAAAUGCUGCUCCGGGUUUCCCAUUUGCUUCAUGCCUGGCUCUGUUCCUAUCACACUCCACUUCCGGACUUUCUAUCCUGCCUCCUCCCUUGGCAUUUGCCCAGACUUUACCCUGGUGAAGACUGGUCUGGCACUCUGCACCACUGGGUCCUGCCCUGCAGCCGGGACAGCAACACUCCCCUGCCCUCCCAGCCCCAUGGCAUCUCCUUCAGGCACCCAGCUGCUCUAGGGAGAAAGAGGGAGGGGCCGGAUGCUGCCUCGCUCGCUGCGCCUCCUGCUGGAUGGGGGAGCGGAUGCUGGGGUGACCCUCAGUGCCUUCCGAAGCCUGCUGCCUGGACCAGAGCCGCGACCCCCAACUCUUGAACAGCCCCCCGUGACGUUGUGGGAGGAAACCGAAGAUGGAGUGAUCUUCACCGUGAGUUCUCGUUCACCAGGGGGCGCCAGAGGCAGCGUGGGCUCUGGGGGCGAGGAGGUGGCCGUUUCAGGUCACCCGGCGGCGGGGGUGGUGGUGUCGGGUUCCCCCCCGGGUCAGUCACGGGCCCUGAAGGCUGGAACGCUGCCCCGGCUCGUCCGGCACCUGUUGGAUGCCCCUGCCCUCGGAGACACCUGUUACGUGCCAGCCUUCCUGGCAACUUACCGGACCUUUGCUACCACUCAGGAGGUCUUGGCACUUCUGCUGGAGAGACUUAAGGAGGUUGGAGCGCAUGGCUCAGGCAUCACCCCAGAAACAGCAGAGCUACCGCGGGCACUGGGGUCGUUGCUUUGCUCCUGGCUGGAUGGGUACCCCGUGGACUUUGUGGGGCUGGAGUCCAGCCUGCGGGAGCAGCUGCUCAGCUCCUUGCGCUGGGCCCUCGGGGACGGAUCUGAGGCGGAGAAAAGCCUGGCUGCAGCCUCAAGGGAGCGAGCCCCGGCGGGGGCGAAGGAGGAGCCCGAGGAAGACGAGGGCAUCAUGGACGACGGGGACCCCGACCCUCACUACAUCCUGGGCCUCCAAGCAGAGGAUGUGGCUGCUCACCUCACCCUGCAGGAUGCCGAGCUCUUCUUGCGCCUGGUGCCCCACGAGUGCCUGGGCUCCCUGUGGUCUCAGCGGGACAAGAAGGGCCACGAAGGCGCCUGCCCCACUGUCCGGGCCACGGUGGCCCAGUUCAACCGGGUGGCCAACGCUGUGGUCGCCUCCUGCCUGGGGGACACGGCGCUGAGGGCCACCCAGCGGGCCCGGCUCCUGGAGAAGUGGAUCCGUGUGGCAGAGGAAUGCUUCUCCCUCCGGAACUUCUCCUCGCUCUACGCCGUCAUCUCUGCCCUGCAGUCCAGCCCCCUGCAUCGGCUCAAGAGGACCUGGGAAGAGACGUCCAGGGAUUCUCUCCGCUCCUAUGAGGAGCUCAGCACCAUCUGCUCAGAGGAAGACAACUACAGCCAAAGCCGCCGGCUCCUCUUUCAGGAAGGCUCCCCCAGAGGAGCUGGUGCCGACUCCACCCAGCGGAGGAGUCCGCGGAGCAGGAGAAGAUCGGAGCAGCGCCCAGUGGGCGUGGUCCCGUACCUGGGGACUUUCCUAAAGGACCUGGUGAUGUUGGAUGCAGCGACACGGAACCGGCUCAAGAAUGGAUACAUUAAUUUUGAGAAGCACCGCAAGGAGUUUGAGAUCUUGACCCAGCUGCGCCUCCUGCAGGCCAACUGCCGUAACUACACACUGCAGUCUGACCGAGCCCUCCAGCGGUGGUUGCAGCGCCUGCCCCGUCUCAGUGAGACCCAAAGCUACCAGCAGUCGUGUGCAAUUGAGCCACCUGGCGAGGGAGUGGUCUCCGCGAAACCCAUGAAGCCCACCCUGAUUAUCACCCACUGCGAAGAUCAUUUUUUCCCCUUUUUUUGCAGUCUGCUCAGCUCAGUUGGGAUGAACACGCAGAUUUCCUGGGACAGGCCCAGCUCCCCACAGGCACCCCCAGACCUCCUCCUUCCGUCCUCCUCCUCCUCCUUGCACUCGGCCCAGCACACAAAGUGGCCCUCCGUCUCGGCACUGGACACUGCCCCCGAAAACACCACGCCCGCUUCGCCUGAGGGCCUCGCCCCACCUCCUGCCGCUGGGGGCACUUUUAUUAAGGGACACCGGCGCUCUGCUUCCUGUGGGUCGGCCUAUCCCAGGGCUCCUGCCCCAGGGAGCGCCUUGCCCUCGGAGUGCCGCAUUAUCCGGGUGCGCAUGGAGCUGCAGAAUGGGACCCUCUACAAGAGCAUCCUGGUGACCAGUCAGGACAAGGCUCCUGCUGUGAUUGUGAAGGUGCUGGAGAAACACAACCAGGAUCGGACCCUGGCCCCUAAAUAUGAAUUGGUGCAGCUUCUGCCUGAAGGUCGAGAGUUGGCCUUCCCAGCUACAGCAAAUGUAUUUUAUGCCAUGAACAGCUUAAGUCAGGACUUCAUGCUUCGACCCAAGCGACCGCAGGAGAAAGCACCAGCACCCCCUCCCCGGACCCCCUCCCCACGAGGGAUGGAGAUCAGUGCUACUUUCCCAAAGAUCAAAGCCACUGGACGCAAAAUUGCCAAGGCGCUCUUCUGAGGUGGAGGUGUGUGCUUCAACUACAGAUGGGCAGCGGUGAUUUGGUGGUGGUGCCAUACGUGGACUGAACUGGGAUUGAGUGAUGAUGGAUCCCGAGUUGGCUACUUUUCCUUUGCUGGCAAGAACUGGAAGACUUUGACCAGUUCUGAAGACAGAACUGGAAGACUCUGGUUGCCUGUUUUGGCUGCUGUUUCUGUCCUGGAUGAACACCGAUUUCCUUCGAUGUGCUUGGAACUUUGAGCCAGGAAAAGGAAUCAGAGCUGUGCAGAGGUGUCUGUUUUCAGGGAAGGGGAACCUCUAGCUUGGCUGAGGAGGGCUGUGUUGGACGCACCCAUUUCAUGCUUCAUUUUCUACUUAUGUUUGUCAUGCUCUUCCUGUUCUGCACAGAUGGCCAGCGGCAUCCAAGUUAUGCUCCAAGCCCAAGUGCCUUAAAUGUGUGGCAGCAGUGCAAAAGCAGUACUGCAGUCAUCUUGAGAUACCUUGCUUCCUGCCUGGGCAGGAAGUACACUCCUGCUGGCUGUUAUAUGUUGGAUGACUAUGGGACAUAAAUUAGCUCCGCUCCUUUUUAAUGUUAGUCCUUAUGCAUGUUUCUGUCUUCCACAUAGCUGUGAGGAAACGGAACAAGGAUAUCUUCCAUAUUUUGUGCAUUAAGCUAGCACAAAAAUGGUGUUGGAGGGCAAUGAAAGCAAUUUCUCAGGGAGUCUCUGGUGGCGUCAGAGGCAAACCUGUCCUCUGCAACCCUUUGCCCCAUAUUUUGAGGCAACAGUUGAGGCGUAGAGGAUAAAGCACUUUUACUCAAGGCAUGUAAAUAGGAGCAUCUAUGUGCUUUGCAUCUCAGGACAGCUUUGAUUUAACACUAAUUCCAGAAAGACACUACUGCAAUUGAAGAGGGGUGCAUAUUGAGCCUAUACCCCUGGCCCCAAUUGCAUACCUAAAUUAAUUUUUCCUAGAUGAUGGAAUAGCCCCCACUGCUAUGUACUUGUUCAGCAAGAGUGGAUUCUGGCUGUUCCACACAUGUCAUUAUUCCUCUUCACUGGCAGAUAGUUUGGCCCUCAAUGACUAACUGCUCUAGUGUGUAACCUACCUCCAUCAAAAUGCAGCAUGCGAGAGUUUGAUCUGUGAUGGUCAGUACACACAUUAACUUUCUCUCUAGGGAAGUGAUAAUCUCAGUUCACUGAGAGGUGGAGGUUUCGCUCUUUCUCCUAUAGGCAACGUAUUCUCAUCCAGUGUAAUUUUAGUAUGUCUAAACUCAUGCUUCCCUGCCCCAAGCAGCUUACAGUCUAAAGAUCCACAACACUGAUCUUUCAUGGACCAUGGGGAAGAUCUUCUUCCCCUCCCUCCAUGGCACUGAGUCCUUUGUUCACCACACUCUAGGAAAAUAGUCCAGGUUUUGCAGAGUUCUGGGGGUGGGGGAGAACAAUCAGUACAAAUUAUAAGUGGGGGAAAAUAAUUUCCACUUUAGCAGAGGGUCUAAUUUCUCUUGGAAGCAGGGAGUGGGCAUCAACAGCUGCAGAACAAGAAAAAAAUGCAGCAGGUAAGCUUCCCCCAUCUCUGUGUUCUGGGAAAACUACACCUGAUGAGCUGCUGCCUUCCCCGUUAUUUUUUUUUCCUUUGAGAAGAAAACAAGCUGCAAAGAAUAUUAAAUGUUCGUGUGAACAUGCUCAGCUGUAUACCAGCCCUCUAAAUGAGGGACGACAACCUUUCUGUAAAAAAUAAAACAAAGCUUUGUUCUAUGGA
This is a messenger RNA of Hemicordylus capensis (graceful crag lizard), 4455 nucleotides long. RefSeq names its product ral guanine nucleotide dissociation stimulator like 2 (gene RGL2). Gene Ontology annotation, biological process: Ras protein signal transduction; positive regulation of GTPase activity. Gene Ontology annotation, cellular component: plasma membrane. Gene Ontology annotation, molecular function: guanyl-nucleotide exchange factor activity. The record is from RefSeq and is a predicted model, not a curated record. The coding region runs from base 424 to 2718 and encodes 764 amino acids. The transcript is spliced from 18 exons. Lineage: Eukaryota; Metazoa; Chordata; Lepidosauria; Squamata; Cordylidae.